This is a messenger RNA of Dovyalis caffra, 477 nucleotides long. The record is from the annotation of a GenBank genome assembly. NCBI's taxonomy places the organism in Eukaryota, Viridiplantae, Streptophyta, Magnoliopsida, Malpighiales, Salicaceae.
AUGGGUCAAAAAGGGAUUGAUAUGGAAUUCUCCAUAUGGCAUUCUCUUAAGAAGGCAGUUGUCAAACAAUAUGCGUCUUUGCUUCAUCCCAACAUUAACAAGCUUGUUGGUGCAAAGACGGCUUCCAAGCUUAUUAGAGCACAUAGGGCGUUUACAAAUGAGGGGCCUUUAUGGAAAGUUUUUGAUUUCUUGGAUACGAGAAUUCAGGGGGAACAAGCUGAUUUGUGUAGAACCCUCCGGCCUCUGUGGUCUGGGCUCGGGCAUUCGGUUCGUCUGUUCAUUUACAACAAACAAACAAACAAGGAAGGGCAAAGACAAGGUGGGCAGUUUUGGAAUUUGACAACAAUAACAUUAAACUCCACCUUAAACCCUACUGGUAUCAUCUCCAACAUAACAAACCCACUUGAAGUAGCCCAGAAGAAGUUUCUAGUACUCUCUCCCUGUCACUCUCUCUAUAGACUCAGUCGCUGUGGGUGA